Messenger RNA from Ipomoea nil (Japanese morning glory), 1752 nucleotides. RefSeq lists its product as uncharacterized. Bases 167 to 1441 code for a protein of 424 amino acids. The record is from RefSeq and is a predicted model, not a curated record. The transcript is spliced from 4 exons. NCBI's taxonomy places the organism in Eukaryota, Viridiplantae, Streptophyta, Magnoliopsida, Solanales, Convolvulaceae.
CAAUCGCGAAUCCUCUACGAGUUUCUUUUAUGCCCCCAAUUAUUUUUCCCGCCAGGAGCUUUAGCUUCUUCAACAAUCAUCUUCAGCUUCAACUGUCUCUCCACAGAGUUACUACUACAGUACUAUACACACACUCUCGCUCGCUAAAUCACUACUUAGAUCAACCAUGGAUGCUCGAAGGAAUCCGAAUUCUCGGAGAGGUGAUCCGAAUUCUAGAGCCUCGGAGACGGAGAGGCCGCCCUUCUUAGACCUCUCCAACUUCAAUCUCACACCGAUCGAGACUCUACGCAAGCUCUGCUGCUCCACCACCACCGCCCCCUCCUCGGCCGGGACCUCCUCCAACUUCCACGGCGCCCUUCCGAAAUCCCCAAUUUCAGUCUCGAAAUCCGGUUCCAAAUCUUCGCAACCCCGCAAUGAUAACUCAACUGAUGCAAAAUCAGACACUAGCGUCGGAUCCUCCAGUUUCGUCCAAGCUCGAAACGCCAGUAGAUUUGGCAUCUCUACCACGGUUCGCGUUCAUCCUUCUCCUACGUCUUCAGCUUAUGGUCAAAGAGCUACCACCAGAAAGUCUAAUAGGGAAACAAAAGCUACAGUUCUUCCCUGUAGUUCUACUCUUCUUGAAAAUAAAAAGGGGAAAGGAGAGGUUGUUGCCAAGCCUGUUACUUGCUUGCCUCCCAGGAGUAACAAGGAGAAGGGAAAGGUUACUAGCAAGCCUCUCAAUUGCCCGCAUCCUGAGAAUAAGAAGGAUGAGAGUGAGCAGGUUGACAAACUCGCUAGGAGCUUGCUCUCAGAUGGUAACAAGGGUAAAGGGAAAGGGAUUGUUGAGACUGUUAGUCUUUUGCCUGCAAAGAAUAAGAAAGAUAGAGGGAAGGAAAGUUUUGAGUCUCUAAGUUCCUCACCUCCCAAGAAUAACAAGGAUACAGGGAAUGUAAUUUCGAGUAUUAGCAGUUCUUGUGAGAAUAAGAAUAAAGGGGAUGAUAAUGUGGAGCAUAUUCAUCAACUGUCAACUGAGAAAAAGAAAAAUAAGGGCAAGGAAAGUUUUGAGUCUCUCAGUUCCCCACCUCUGAAGAGUAAGGAUAGAGGAAACAUAAUUGUGAACAUUGGCAGUUCUUGUGAGAAAACAAUGGGCAAAGAGAUAUCUGAUGUUUCCUUGAAAAGUCCGCCUCCACAGAAGAUAAGGGGGAAAAGAAAAGCAGAUACAUUUGUUUUUAGUUGCCCUCCUUUGCCAAAGACAAGGAAUUCUAGGAACAAAUGCAAUGAAGUUGGUGAUGUUGAGUUGCCAGGAUCAAGGACUGUUCCAAAUAAAAAGCAGACCAAGAAGAGGCGUUCAGAGGACCAGUAUAGGUUGCCAGAAGAAUUUGUAGAGGAAAAGAGGGCUUAUUUUAAAGAGAUUGAUGAUUUCGAACUGCUAGAGGAGGAAGCAUCAGACUCAUCAGACUGAUGGUUUGGAUUAGAACAGAAGGGUAUGAUGGUAGGCAAGACGCAGGUGCAAUCUAACCCGUUAACAUGUCCUGCAUAGUUAUGAACGAGUACUUUCUAAACCAGGCUGAUGCUUGCAAUACUCUAGAAAAGUAUAAAAGUUGAUGGUAAGACUUGUAUAAAGUUGACGUGUAAUAGUGCUAGGCCUCAAAGGCAUAAGUCCCACUCGAGUGCUUUUUCUGCAGAAGAAAAGUAGCCUUAAACUUCCUUGUCUACGUUGGUUGGUAAAUAAUAAUAAAGUAUUUGUGUAAAAAUUCACAAUUCAAAGAUUGG